Messenger RNA from Anneissia japonica, 7057 nucleotides. RefSeq names its product roundabout homolog 1-like. Lineage: Eukaryota; Metazoa; Echinodermata; Crinoidea; Comatulida; Comatulidae. Bases 53 to 4438 code for a protein of 1461 amino acids. The record is from RefSeq and is a predicted model, not a curated record. Gene Ontology annotation, biological process: axon guidance; cell-cell adhesion. Gene Ontology annotation, cellular component: axon; plasma membrane. The transcript has 25 exons. Gene Ontology annotation, molecular function: protein binding.
AAUUCUCUCUUGCAUGUUGUGCCCUCAUAUGAACCUAUAAUUAGAAGCCGUCAUGGUAAAUAUAGGUUUACUUGUACUCUCAAAGGACCGCACAAUAAAACGUGUUGUGUCGCAAGAAUUUGCCCCCGAGAUUAUUGAGCACCCACUUUCGGCCAUUGUUAUCCGUAACAAGCCGCACACAUUAAGAUGUAGAGCGGACGGCAACCCGUCACCGUCUUAUCGGUGGUAUAAAGAUGGCAGACCGCUUCGUCCAAGUAUCCAUUAUACAAUGCUGGACUCGGGGGCGCUGUUCUUCCUGCGCGUGGCUCAGAGUCGCAGUCAACAGGACACAGGGGUCUACUGGUGCGAGGCUACUAAUUACCUAGGCAGCCAGUUCAGCCAAAACGCAACAUUGGAAGUUGCCUAUAUGCGAGAAGAUUUUAGGAAGGUGUCUGAGGAUCUUAUUGCAUCUUCUGGUGAUGAGUUGCAGAUUGACUGCUCACCACCAAGAGCUAAUCCAAAUCCAAAUGUGACGUGGGAAAAGAAUGGCCAGCCAGUCGUCAUGGGAGGGAGGAUCAAACUCCAGGAUAGUAAUCUCAAGUUUACUCAAGUAAGAGCAAUAGAUGAGGGGCAGUACGUCUGCAUUGCAACGAACAUGGCCGAUACUCGAAGAAGCAGACCUGUAUUGCUUAAAGUUACCGAGGGCCCGGAGUUCCUGACCAUACCUGAAGACACUGUCGCCGCUGUCGGUGAAACGGUCAAGUUGGAAUGCCAGGCAGAUGGUCAGCCUAUGCCGGACAUCAGUUGGAGUAGAUUGGAAGCGCCGAUUUCAUCAGACAGGGUAACGGUAUUGGAUGACAACUCAAUUCUUCUUAGGGAUGUCACGCAGGCGGAUUCUGGUACAUACAUAUGUACGGCUGACAGUUCAGUAGCUAGGAGAACAAAGCAAGCUACAGUAAAAAUAGUCACAAAUAUAGUCUUCUGGACCGAACCAGUGGAUGUGACUGUACAAGAGAAUGGGGAGACCAGUUUCCAGUGUGUUGCUAAUGGCAAUCCGAAACCAACCAUAUUUUGGCAAAAAGUUGGAUCUAGUGAGCUAAUGUUUCCUGGUCAGAACUAUAACCGAUAUUCUGUAUCAGUAGACGGCACAUUGACUAUCGCCCGUGUGCAGAAAUUGGAUGAGGGCCGUUACACUUGCUCCGCUGUUAACGUCAAUCUGUCCACAGUCUCAACGACCAGUGCUUAUCUUACCGUUGUUGCUGUAUUGCAUCAGUAUCCUCCAGUAAUUGACCUCGGCGUCGUCAACCAGACAUUAACCAUCGGCGAAAAUGCAAUGCUACCCUGCGAAGUGGUAUCGGCAGACCAGACUAGCAUACUGUGGCUGAAGAAUGGCGUCUCAAUCAGGCGGAAUGAUAGGAUGACAAAACUUGACUCUGGUACCCUACAAAUAUCGGCUUUACACUCCUCCGAUUCGGCGUUGUAUACUUGUGUCGCAAGUAGAAACGACUACCAAACCAAAUGGAAUGCUACACUACUUGUUAUAGGUGCAGAUGAAAUUGGAAAAAUUGAAAUAAGAAAAAUGCCGCCAGAGAAAGAUUUGCCUUCAUCGCCGCGGCUAUUCACAGUUGGCAAUAUCACAGGAAGCUCAGCGUUGCUGUCAUGGCAACCACCUGAAAAUAACGGAGGAAGUGGAAUCACCUAUUACCGCCUGGAGUACUUUAUUGAAGACAGCUCGCAAGCUGGUUGGAUGAUUUUAUUGGAUCAUAUCACGAAGACAUCAGCACACAUCAUGAACCUUAAGCAUCUGACAGCAUAUCGGUUCCUCGUGAGGGCAGCAAAUUCUCAAGGAUUCGGUAAACCCAGUGAAGUAUCGGCUCCUAUUUCUACACUAGAUUCGGACGUAACUCCCCCGCCGAUAAUCACGUCACCGGUCAGCCCCCAGCAGAGACUGAACGUAGCAGGUGUGAGCAUCGUUGAUGUUCAAGUACUCAGCUCAAAUGCAGUGAAGGUGGUUUGGAAGGUUGCCCGACAUCAGGAGUACAUCGAGGGAUUCUAUGUCAUCUAUCGUAAGGUUGCUGUUUUAGAGCAGCCCGUCGUUGAAGCAGUCAGAGACGUGAGCAUGCUCCUUAUAACCGAACUCACUCCCGGCACUCACUAUAGUUUUAUGAUCAAGCCGUACUACCACCAAAACAUUGGUUCCGAAUCGGCACCUUUCACUAUCACAACACUAGAGCAUGGAGCUGAACUGCCAGAUGAAAUUGGAGGAGAUGAUGUUUUACAAGAUAAAUUGAAUCAAUGUGAAAUCCGACUUCGAACUCUGGAACCGAUUGGUACCAGCAGCAUUAAGGUGUUGUGGAGGGUGCAGAAUGACGCAUGUAAAGACUAUGUCGAUGGUUACCACGUGAAGUACUACAAAGACCGCAUCAAUAACCGGUACUUUACGAAGACUGUGAAGAAAUCGCGAAUGGCAACAUUACACAAUCUCGCUGGAGAUGCCACCUACUUUGUAAGCAUAGUACCAUUCAACGGUCAGCAGCAGGGUAAGGGAAGUGACGUCAAGGAGGUGCAGCUUAGCAAAAGUGGACCCUUCACGGCCCCUGUUAAUAAAGACACGCCCGAGAGUCUUGAUGGGUUACCUAUCGGUGUCCGCGUUCACGUCAAAUCCUCAGACACUAUCUCAGUUGAAUGGAAACCUCCCGUAAUAACGCAUGACAUCAUCGUCGACUACCUUGUCAUGUGCCUUGGAAACAACAGUAUGUAUCAUCGCAACAUAACCACAAGAAAUAACUCAACGUUUUAUGUAACAUUUAGCGAUUUGGAGCCUAUGAUGACGUACACGAUUCUUGUUGCGGCUCGUAUGCGUGAUCGCUCUGCGGGAACGAGUAACAUGGUUAGAAUCGGCCCGCCUAGCACAGUCACCAUACAGCUCAAUCAGGAUCCUGUAAUCUUAAAUAAUAAGAACAAUGAGAAUCUUGUGACAUCGCCACUUUUCAUUGGUAUUCUUGGAGCUGUCAUAACAAUCUUAGUCAUCAUGAUUAUUACAUUCUGGUUUUUAAAACAAAAGAAGAAAAAGAAACAAGGUCUAGACUCAAAAGUUGUAUUUACAGCAUGUGAUGGAGAUGGUAAGUGUAGCGUUUAUAAGCCGGCUGUUAGCCAAGUAAGCACAAAAACUCACGAAGGUCAAUGGAAUUCACACUCGUGGCAGAGAACGCAAAUUGAUAACCAAGAUUACACUAUAAACACAUAUGGUUUCCGUAGUAACUGUGAUCAUUCCGGUCAGCACGACUGUAGCAAAUCCAACACAUGGUCAUCAACGGCUCAUUCCACUUUAGACACGUUCCACCGGCGAAUGCAAAAACCAGUACAUGGUCCUGAAUAUGCUGUAGUAGAAAAAUCUGAGAGCCCUAGCUGCAGCCUACACGGCAUCCAUAUCUUAAUCCCUAGCAACAGUAAAGAAGACCCAUUGAACAUAGAACCCUACGCAUCAACAUCCCUCAUCCAGGCACGUUAUCUCCACCAACAGCAGGCCCAGAGGUUUCCCGAAAACCCCCUAAACAGAACCGGUCCAAAAGCUCCCUGGCAUGGGGAGGUCAUUAACAAUGGGUACAGCAGUAGCGAUAACUCUGGUGCCCCGCCUCUUCCGCCUUCUAUUCCUGAAAGAUGUGUUAAUGAUGGAAUGCAACAUUUACCUCCAGGAGUAUUUGUAAAACCAGUUGAGAGCAACUCCUGCACUCCUUACCAAGCUAGAUCUGCAUCACCUUGUAGCACGUUCCAAAAGCCAAACAGGCCUACUGUGCACAUAACAACAAACCCACUCGCUUCCAGAAACAUCACCUACCAGGAUGGUGUACCUCAUAUACCUUACCAGCCGGCUAGUGUAAACACAGAUCACUCACCAACACCGCCGACUCAACGGUGGACACCACCCUCGGCCGACUCGUGCAGCGAUAACAACUCCAGCCCCCCGUGCGAUCAGCAUCAGCCGAAGCCUAGGUUCCUUAUGUCAAGUUCACCUGAUCCAUACACGAGCCAGCUGAAUGAUUUGUCAUCGCUUCAAAGCUAUCAAGUCUCUCCAAUGCAACAGAGUCUGCCGCUACAUAAGUACUUAACACAACAACAACAGCAGCAGCAGGAACAACAACAACUACAGCAACAGAAACAGCAACAACAACAACAACAACAGUUACAACAACAGCAAGCAAGUAUGUAUGAACAUAAUGGUCAUGAAUGUGAAGAUGUAGAAUUUCAUAAUGGGAAUUCAGAACUGGACUCUAUUAGUAAUUGUACAGAUUCUUUGGUCACAUCUUGCACAUCUGGUAGCAGCAGUAUGCAACAUAGUCAAGGAAGUUUAGAUGAUUCUGACGGAUCCUAUUUUACAGAUAUACCAAACAUUAAUUCCAUUCCACAAAUACUGACUGACAGAUCUCCGUCUGACUCCAAGUCAUCUUCAGUUACAUAGUAACGUGAUUGCAGACAGUGCUGCAAAGAUAAAGGACUUCUUGAAAUUUGAUCAAAACAUCUAUUUUAUAGAUUAUUUAUGAUUGUAAACACUUAUUGUAAAAUUGUAUUAAGUUAUAUUAAAUUGUUUAUAUAUACAAACUAAUUUUUUUUUUAUAACAAAUGGAAAUAGGAAGCUAAGAAGGAUUUUAUUGAGGUUGUUACAAUAUCCAUGAGGCAAAAGUUCCCGUUAGCAGAAAUGGUCCAUAGUGAGCUGUCUGAUGGUUGAGAUUGAGUUGUCAAAUGGUCCAGAGGGAGAGCUGUCAGCAACUCCAUAAACUUGAAUUGGUUUUAAGAAUGUCCAUUGGGAGUUAACAAGAGAGCAAACAUAUAGCCAUCGGAAUGUAAACAAGAAACCCAUUACAAUCACUCACUUCUCAUCUCAUGGGCUUCACUGGCUAUAAAUAAUUUAAGAACCCAUUAUUAUUCAACAAACCAGCAGGAUUUAUAACCCAGGUGUUUUUUUUCCAAAAGCCGGGUGCCAUGGACCAUUUCUGUUAAUGGCCAAAAAUGCAGCAUGCAAGAAAAAAUAUUAUUAUUACCUUUAUGCUAAUGAAAUAUCAAGAACUUAAACUCACAUAAGCCAAGUAUUAUCAGAUAGUAGAUUAUGUACUAUAAAGAUAUAGUGAAUAUGUUAAUCUCAUGUGUAGCUAGCAUAAUCAUUUUGUGUGGAUGUGUGCAUAUGAGGAGUGCCUGGAUGUGUUUGCUUUUGAAUUUGAAGAGGUGCCUGGAUGUUUUUGCUUUUGAAGGCGAGGUGCCUGGAUAUGUGUGCAAAUGAGGGCGUGCCUGGAUGUGUACGAAGAUUGAGAGAAAUGGGUACUGUGGGUCUGUGGUAGGGUAGUAUGUUGGUUGUCUAUGGUGUCUGACACACCAAAAAUAUGCAACAGUCUGAAGACUUCUUAUCAGUGGGGUCCUUCUGUUGUCAGGAAGAGUUAUUGAAAUAGAUCAGAACCACCUACUCAUUUUGAGAAAUGUUUUGGGUUCUUUAAAGUGCACGGAAGACUUUGCUCUUGGUCUACGGCUUAGUCUUUAUCUGAGAGAGAAAUCUGAUCCAGAAACUGGAACCAUGAGGAAGGGGUAAUUCAAACCUUCAAUGGUGAUAACUUAUGGAGCUGUAGAUAGAGAUACCCCAGCCGUAUCACUUGACCAUUUACCUAUUACUCAGGCCUGAGGCACCAGUCUUCUCAAAAUAGUCUGCAUUUUAUGUAUUAUAAAGCCGUAUGUUGCUUAACAUUGAUCUGACAAGAACUAGUGUAUCAAUGUAGUAUAGCCGUAGAGAGAGGGGCUGUGUUUUCAAGUCGUACAGGUUUUCCGUUUUGUCUGCAUUAUGGAGAUUUAUUAACAGAUACCAGUACAUUUUUUUACCCAUCCUUCGUAAUUUUUCCAAGACUUUCGACAACUUCAUGUUCAAAAUCAGCAAAUCUCAAACCAUUUCAGAUUUCUAAGCCCAACUAACAAAACACUUGAAUCUGAUAAUACUAAUUUGUUAUCUUACUUUUUUCUUGAAUUUUAUUUGUGUUCUAUUCCUUGUUUGAUAACUUACCAUUUCAUACUUUUGCUUUACAAAAUCGUGAUUGUUAACUUUAUUUGUUAAAUAUCUGAGGAUUUUUAUUUUAUUUCGUUACGGUGAUCGUUUGAAAUAAUGUGUGAUCCUGCAUGUGCUGACAGUUUUCCACCAUGUGUUAAAUUGUUUCGUGUGAUACACGGAAGUGAAGUAAUUUAUUUGUUAAUAUUUGUGUAAAAACAAGAAAUACAAUUUCCAGUAAAUCUAUAGUGUUGUAAUAAAUAUUUUUUUAGAGACUGGAAAGUGGAAUUUUUACAAAAUACUGGGCUCAAGGGCUCUAGUUAUGAUAUUGCAAAGGAAACUUGGAAUUCGAGUCCAGACAAAGCCGGCCCUAGAUCGCCGGGCUGCGUGAAAUGUAAGCCCACUACAUGCCAUGGUAACAAAAAGAUUGCCAGCAACAGCCGCCUCUGUGGAGGCAGGCAGAAAAUCUAAAGCUGCUAAAACUAAGAGGCAUAGUAAUGACAUUACAAGAGUUCAAAAGAGGCAAACUAGAUGGUUCAAGGCCUAAAUUAUUUGCCCUAUGAGCAAAAAUUGCAUCAUUUCAAACUGCCACUUCUGGAAUUUAGACGGCAUCAGGCAAAUUGGUACAAAGUACAGUGUUCAGAUUUAUUCAGAGGAUGUGAUGUUCUUGAUAAGAGAAAGUUUUCCAUCUUUCAUGUCGACUCUUGAACUAGAAGACACCCUAUAAAUUUGGCUAAACUUAGGCCCAAUGGAAAGGUUAGGAGAAAGUUUUUCUCAUGAGUCAUUAAUGAUUGGAAUAAUCUACCUAAAGCUGCGGUCCAGACCCUUAAUUGGAGUUUUCGUUGGUAUAUGUUUGUGCAGAAAAGGGUACCGGUAUGUGCGCCUUGAGACGGUUUCGAUCGUGGAAGGCGCUAUAUAAAUAUAAAAUCAUAAACCAUAAUUGUGUGAUGUUGGAGAGAGGGAUAUGUAUAUGUGUUAUGUGUGUCUGUAAGGUGUGGGUGCUAUGAUGAUGUCUAAUAGGUGAGGGAAAUGUAAAUAAUAUAUUUAAUAGAUAAU